CAAUGAAGCGUGCCGACUAAACACACACACAUCUGAUCGGCGUUCGAAUGUAGUGGCGGCUUUAUCGGAAACGGGGCACUCAUAGCAAUCAUGCCCAAUCGCAGAGAAGAACACGGAAUUCAAAAACAGCAGCCAGUGACAUCACGGUGUCUGGCUAUUGUCUUGAAAUUUGAAAAUGAAGACAGGGACGAGAUUAAUGUGAACGAGGACAGUUUUAGUGGCAAAGAUAUUUUAGACGAUUUUAAACUUCGGAAUAAAUCUUGUUAUUGGAAUCCAGCUUUAUUGGAAAGUAUAAACAGUUUGGAGUAUUUAGGAUUUGUAUCUCCACGGACGUUACUUGCCGGAGGGUCGGACCUUCAUCUCGAGAAUAUCAGGACUGCCUGGGGGAGGCGAGUUUUGAAGGAACCCACGGGUUUCACUAUUCUAAGUAUAGGUGACGUUGACGGAAUAAAUAUGGAGGUGAUCCCACAGACACAGUUCCUUCCCCUGUCAGAGAUUCUCUGCAUGGUCAUUCUGGACCUGAACAAUAAACAGGUCGUGGCAACCUUGGACACCAUCCAGGAGAGAUUGAAGCACUGUUACAAAGGCAUGCAGAUCCCCUCGCCAACCCUCAUCUAUGACACACUGGGCACACUCAUCAGGGAGAGGAAAAUUUUUCACACGGGAAGUGGAUAUUUUGUUGUGACGUCAGACACCUAUCGAAUGCCUGAGGACCCCACUAAAACUAUUCCUCUGUCCUGGCUUCAUUACAACCCUAAUUACAUUCCUGUACUUAACACCAAUACUAAAGGACUGACCAGAACAAUCUCAUGCCAGGUGACACUGGCUAACGAACCAAGAAAGGACGAGUCAGAAAAGAGUUCUAAUCCAGACGAUAAAAUUGUGGAGAUGAAACAAACUUUGGGGAGAGACAGUUUAGACAGGAGGGACAGGCUGGCGCUGGCAGACAAACCCAGACUAGCUCGCAGUCUGAGUGCCAGGCGGCCUCGAGAAAAGAUUCCUGUGAAGAACGAUGAUUUCCACGAUUUCAAGAGGAGUCUGUCUGUCAGACGGCAGGACGAGAAGGAGAGGAAACCGAUACACGAGGAAAUCAGACAACUGGACGAGAAAGAGAAGAAACCGAUAAAAGAGGAGAGGAAAUCGUCCACUGAUGACAUAAAUGUGGCCAAAAAAGACUCAAAGAAAACAAAGGACAAGGGAGAAAAGAAGUCGUUGAUAGCAAAGCUAUUUGGGAGAAAGAAGAAAAAGAAUGACACUACCAAGGAAGCACCAAAGAAAGUGGAGUAUGCCACAUUCUCCGACCAGUUUCCUCCACCUGAGUGGUCCUGGUACCAGGAGCAAGUGGAGAAACAGCAGCGGAUACAGAAGUGGAUGCAGCAAGUUUCCCACCCUCCACACAACAUCCACCAUCAGCACUUCAACCAAGUUCAUCCUGUCUACCAAAGUCAUCCACAUCAUUACGAUUAUCAGCCAAUGAGAUUUGGACAAGGACCUGCCAGAAAUGAGGCUGUUUAUGGAAGGCAUGCUCCGCCUCCUCGUGAGAACCACUACCAUGUGCCGCCCAGGGUGAGACUGAGGAACAAGCCUCCACCUCCGGUGGAUGAUGAUUAUGAGGAGAUUCAGGACCUGGAUGCCAACAGUAGAUUCAGAGCUACCCUUCCAGUACAUCAUCAUCCACACGAAGCUGAAACUCAUAGGAAGAUCUCUGAAAAUCGACAUUCUAGGAGGAAAGAGAAAUCCAAACGAAUGUCUAUGGAAAGAAAAGUGGACAAAGAUUAUGAAAAUGUGCCAAUGUCCUCUAAUUAUCACUCGCACUCCCCGAGUUUUCCAUAUCACACUGACAAUUAUAACAUGCACCACCACAGUCAACAAGUCACCCAUCCUCUCUACAGCUCAUCUCCCAGAGUUCCUGGAAUGUGGCAGCCAGUUCAUGAGUCAUAUUACCCAGAAGUCAAUGCAGAGGAACUUGACCAUCAUCAUGGUACUAUCCAAAAUUCCAAAAAGAGAGCUCAUCAAAAACACCACCACCACCACCAGUCAAAUCACCGGUAUACAGAGGAGCGCCACCGACUUCCUGCCAAGAAUACGUCCUUCUCCAUGUCUCAUGAUAGUGGCGUGAAUUUGAUUGGACUCCAAGCUGCACAAUACAAACAUCCACAGGACACCCGUCGUAGAAGAAAAGUUAAAGAUGACAUGUCCAUCCGAAAUAACCUUAGAAAAGACCCCUAUGGAGACUCGUGCGAAGACCUCCCCAACCGCUUUAGUCAAGUUGUUUGCGAGGCUGAAAUUAAUAAAUGUCCCGAGUCAAGAAUAAGAGAAAAUGAAUGUGUUACCUUAGAAACAGACUCAAAGAGGGAAAAUCAGAAACAGAGAAAUAGUUGUAAUUCUGACAGUGCUGUGACUAGUGAGAAGAGCUGUGACACAGUGGUGAAGAAGGAAGAUGUCAAGUACGUGGAAGAAGUUACUAAGGAAACCUCCGAGGUUGUUAUGGGGGACAGCGGUUUUAACUCGCCGCGUGUCUGUGAUGAGAACUCGCCAGAAAUGGAGAAACAGAAGAUCAAAAGUAAAGUGAAGGAGCUGGAAAAGGGAAGUCACUCUGACCUCUGUGACAAGAACGUGUACCAAAAAUCCGACGACAGUUCUCCCGAAAUUCAUGACUGUCGAUCAAGUGACAAGGAAAACCGAUUCAACAUGAUAAACAAUUUAAAACAAGUUCACGGUGACUAUGGGGUGCUAACACAUGUCAAUCCAGUAAAUGUGAAAGUGCCCCUUUAUCCGCAUAAUGCAGUGAUCGAACAAAUUCCCAGGAAAUUCAGCUUUGAGGAUGAUUAUGGAUUCUUGUAGAGGAAGGGUAUGUCAUGUGACUUGAACUUUGGGAGGUGCAAUAUGUAUUUGAUAUUUCAGAAUACCUCAGUAAGCUUGAACAUUUGUAAAUCUGAAUAUCAUUUGAAGAAUUUUCUGUGCAGCUAAUUGUGUUUUAUAGUGCUAUGUAAAUAAGGAUUUUAUUGUCAAAGUAGCAAUGAUUGAUUUUCAAACUUUUUAUGUUUUUGUACAUUAAAAUAUGUAAAAAUCGCA
This is a messenger RNA of Ostrea edulis (European flat oyster), 3075 nucleotides long. RefSeq lists its product as uncharacterized. The record is from RefSeq and is a predicted model, not a curated record. Bases 91 to 2844 code for a protein of 917 amino acids. The transcript has 4 exons. Lineage: Eukaryota; Metazoa; Mollusca; Bivalvia; Ostreida; Ostreidae. Gene Ontology annotation, cellular component: nucleus; cytoplasm. Gene Ontology annotation, biological process: positive regulation of transcription by RNA polymerase II. Gene Ontology annotation, molecular function: RNA polymerase II transcription regulatory region sequence-specific DNA binding; DNA-binding transcription activator activity, RNA polymerase II-specific.